CUGUUUCUCUCUUUCCGUUUGCUGUCUACGAGCAAGAUGCCCGGUAUCACAGUGAAAGAUGUCAACCAGCAGGACUUUGUCCGUGCCCUGGCAGCCUUCCUCAAGAAGUCUGGGAAACUGAAGGUGCCCGAGUGGGUGGACACAGUGAAGCUGGCUAAACACAAGGAGCUUGCCCCAUGUGAUGACAACUGGUUCUACACUAGAGCUGCCUCCACAGUGCGUCACCUGUACCUGCGCAGUGGCGUUGGAGUCGGCUCCAUGACCAAGAUCUACGGAGGUCGCCAAAGAAAUGGUGUCUGCCCUGCACACUUUAGCCGUGGCUCCAAGAAUGUAGCUCGCAAGGUGCUGCAGGCCUUGGAGGGGCUCAAAAUGGUGGAAAAAGACCCAAAUGGUGGUCGUAGGCUCACUCCCCAGGGCCAGAGAGACCUGGAUAGAAUUGCUGGUCAGGUUGCUGCUGCAAGCAAGAAAUCUUAAAUUGUGUAAUAAACUUUGGGAAAACUC
Scleropages formosus (Asian bonytongue) is the source of this 501-nucleotide messenger RNA. RefSeq names its product ribosomal protein S19 (gene rps19). NCBI's taxonomy places the organism in Eukaryota, Metazoa, Chordata, Actinopteri, Osteoglossiformes, Osteoglossidae. Gene Ontology annotation, biological process: ribosomal small subunit assembly; translation. Gene Ontology annotation, cellular component: cytosolic small ribosomal subunit; ribosome. The transcript has 6 exons. The coding region runs from base 37 to 474 and encodes 145 amino acids. Gene Ontology annotation, molecular function: RNA binding; structural constituent of ribosome. The record is from RefSeq and is a predicted model, not a curated record.